This is a messenger RNA of Acomys russatus (golden spiny mouse), 1829 nucleotides long. RefSeq names its product islet cell autoantigen 1 like (gene Ica1l). Gene Ontology annotation, biological process: regulation of transport. Gene Ontology annotation, molecular function: protein domain specific binding. Gene Ontology annotation, cellular component: Golgi apparatus. NCBI's taxonomy places the organism in Eukaryota, Metazoa, Chordata, Mammalia, Rodentia, Muridae. The record is from RefSeq and is a predicted model, not a curated record.
ACAUUGCUUGGAUUUUGGGAGAAAACAGCUCAAAUGAUGUCCCAAAUCCAGGAGGCCUGUACUGGUUUGCAUCCGUACGACUUCAUAGCUCUCAAGCGACUACAGGACACCCCAGGCAAUCCCACUGCAGACCACAAAGAAGAGCAAGCAGACGGCAGCUGUCUAACUGCAAACCUCAAUAAGGUAGCUUUGUCUGAAGAAGAAGAGGGAAUUGAGAGAGAACCAGUCUGUUUUAGUUACUCCAUGGAUUCCUUUGGGCAACUCAGACCAGAAGACAACCAGUCAGUAGUGAGCAGAAUGCAGAAGAAAUACUGGAAAACUAAACAGGUCUUUAUCAAAGCAACAGGAAAAAAGGAGGAUGAGCAUGUGGUUGCAUCUGACGCAGAACUAGAUGCUAAGCUUGAGGUUUUUCACUCCAUCCAGGAGACAUGCAAUGAACUUCUGAAGAUAGUUGAGAAAUACCAGCUAAGACUCAAUGUUAUAUCAGAGGAAGAAAACGAACUAGGGCUCUUUCUAAAGAGUCAAGCAGAACGGGACGCAACGCAAGCUGGCAAAGUGAUGGAUGCCGCUGGCAAGGCACUGUGUUCUUCAGCCAAGCAAAGGUUGGCCUUGUGUACUCCCCUAUCUCGGCUUAAACAAGAAGUUGCCACGUUCAGUCAGAGGGCGAUUUCUGACACCUUGGUGACCAUCAACCGUAUGGAGCAGGCACGCACGGAGUACAGAGGAGCCCUGCUGUGGAUGAAGGAUGCAUCGCAGGAGCUUGACCCAGACACCCUCAAACAGAUGGAGAAGUUUAAAAAGGUGCAGAGCCAAGUGAGAAAUAGCAAAGGUUCUUUCGACAAGUUAAAGAUGGACGUCUGUCAGAAAGUGGACUUGCUUGGAGCUAGUCGCUGCAAUAUGCUAUCUCACUCACUCACUACCUACCAGAGAACAUUGCUUGGGUUUUGGGAGAAAACAGCUCAAAUGAUGUCCCAAAUCCAGGAGGCCUGUACUGGUUUGCAUCCGUACGACUUCAUAGCUCUCAAGCGACUACAGGACACCCCAGGCAAUCCCACUGCAGACCACAAAGAAGAGCAAGCAGACGGCAGCUGUCUAACUGCAAACCUCAAUAAGGUAGCUUUGUCUGAAGAAGAAGAGGGAAUUGAGAGAGAACCAGGCUGGGCCUCCCAAGAGGGAUCAGAAAACUCAGAUACCUUGCCAGUGCCUUCGCAGCACCCAAAGAAGUUAAAAUCCCCCAACAAUGGUAACCAAGACAUGUCAGCCUGGUUCAAUCUAUUUGCAGACUUGGAUCCACUCUCAAACCCAGAUGCCAUCGGACACUCUGACGACGAGCUUCUGAACGCCUGACUGAUGUCACAGGUUCAGGGGUCUUGAGGCAUCAACUGUGCAAUGUCUGCCUUUCUGGAAAGGAGUUCCCUAUGCAACCACACACAGAAGCAUGUGCUCAGGACAUAACGUUUGCCAGCCGAUUCUCGUCAGAGGGUUGGGGCGUCGUCUGAGCAGGCUGUUGUAUUUUACUAUGCUGGCUCUGCAAGCUGUUGAUCAUAUGUGGAAACUUUUAGAGAAACUCCCGAGUCUGUAAUACUGAGAAACCAAACUUAUGUCUGAAUCACAGGAGCAUGACGUAUUUCUUGGGAAGGUGCUUUACCAUUUAUUUUGCUGUAAGGGAUAAAGAAUGGGCUAUACAGCAGCUAUAGUUUGGGGUUUUGUUUGUUUUUUUCCUUUUGUUUUUAUGGCAGCAGGUGUUUUCUGUUGAGGGGAAACAGCAGUAGAACUAGACCGCUUUCUUCCUGAUUAUAGUGUAGAAGAGGACUAGAGAACUCAGGACG